Messenger RNA from Rhincodon typus (whale shark), 560 nucleotides. RefSeq names its product ammonium transporter Rh type B-like. Gene Ontology annotation, molecular function: ammonium channel activity. Gene Ontology annotation, cellular component: plasma membrane. Lineage: Eukaryota; Metazoa; Chordata; Chondrichthyes; Orectolobiformes; Rhincodontidae. The record is from RefSeq and is a predicted model, not a curated record. Gene Ontology annotation, biological process: ammonium transmembrane transport; ammonium homeostasis. The transcript has 4 exons. The coding region runs from base 34 to 543 and encodes 169 amino acids.
UUCUUCCUGUCCACAGGUACAAGCUUUCUGUGGAUGUUCUGGCCCAGUUUUAAUGCAGCACUUCUCAAUAUGAAUAGGGCAAAAGCUGUUUUCAACACCUACUAUGCCUUGGCUGCUUGCACUGUUGCAACAUUUGCGAUUUCCAGUCAGAUCCAUAAUAAAGGAAAAAUAAACAUGUCACAUAUCCGCAAUGCUAUGUUGGCAGGAGGAGUUGCUGUCGGGCUUUCUGCUCCUUUGAUACCAUCUGCUUAUAUUGCAAUGAUAAUCGGCUUCAUUGCUGGUGGUAUCUCUACACUGGGGAUGAAAUACCUAAAGGGCAGAUUGGAAUUAUAUUUGAAACUGCAUGAUACUUCUGGCAUUUUAUACACCCACGGCUUACCUGGAAUCAUAGGAGGCAUAGUGUACAUUGUUCUACUUUCAGUGCCCUCUGUGAGUGAGGAUUUGCAAAGAGUUAAGACGUCACAUACUGACUACUGGCAAACAGCCCUGUGUGUUACCAUGACAAUGAGCAUUUUAACAGGAUUUGUCACAGGUGAGAGAUAGCUGUCAUCCAUGAAUGA